UCCAAGACGUGCAGACGUGCAGCGGUGGACGCGUAGGACGCGGGUCGCAUUAACCACCACUAGCCUUUAUAGACGCCUCCUCCCACUAUCUCUGUCACUCUCACUCGCCUACGCAACGCCGCCUCUCUCACGUCCCAUCAUCUUCUCCAAAGCAAAAAACCCUCUCCCUCUCCCUCUCCUCUGCCGGCGAGAUGGACAAGGAGAAUGCCAAUCCCAUCGUCCACGGCGCCGUCGGCUCCAAGCGCGACGCCUCCCUCUUCGACGCCGUCCCCUCAACGGACGUCGCCGCCGUCCCCUCAACGGACGUCGCCGCCGCCUCCGCCGGUGCAUCGGAGGCUGCUGCCGCCGGUCGCGGUCAGAUCCCACCGGGAUGGGACCCCUACGAGCCGGUGCCGUACGUCCCGCCCCCGAACCGCUACGACACCUCCAUAGAGGACCCAUGGAACGAGCUGUCUGGCAGCGACGUCGGCAGCGACGACGAGCACCAUGACGUCAAGACUCGCCAGGUGCUGCGGAGGCUGCAGGUCGGCCAGUAUGUCUCCUACCUCGACGUCGCCAAGGGUGUCUACAGGUGGUGUCGCCGUAGCGGAGGAGGGUGA
Molecule: messenger RNA, 599 nt
Organism: Lolium perenne
Lineage: Eukaryota; Viridiplantae; Streptophyta; Magnoliopsida; Poales; Poaceae
Source: RefSeq, a predicted model, not a curated record